Fusarium pseudograminearum CS3096 is the source of this 876-nucleotide messenger RNA. RefSeq lists its product as uncharacterized. The coding region runs from base 1 to 876 and encodes 291 amino acids. The transcript has 3 exons. The record is from RefSeq and is a predicted model, not a curated record. Lineage: Eukaryota; Fungi; Ascomycota; Sordariomycetes; Hypocreales; Nectriaceae.
AUGCCUCGCAUGAAUCUUGGACUUCCCUACAACCAUUGCAGCCUGGCAUCUGGAUGUCGAGUUAGUUUCCAGUCACCCAACCUCCUACGCUGCGGCGCCUGCCAAGUCGUCAAGUACUGUGGCAAGCCUCACCAAAAGCAGAGAGACAAACUGGCAGCCGAAGAGGCCAAGUUACGCGCCGAGCCGGGCGAAGAUACAGGUGGCGAAAACCCCUUUGACACCGCAGCAGGCCAAUUUUGGUACUUUAAGAGCACUCGCCCUUACAUAUCGGCUCGUUUUGAUCUGAUGUCUGCCAUACUCAACGUUCGCACUGGAGAAGCUGUUCAAGCCGCUCUUGACCAUGCCCUUGACAUGAUCCGCGUUUGCAGAGGUGACAACCAGGGCGUUCGGUCCUAUGUCCCUGCACUGCAUCUACGACUCGGCAAUGAUCAACAGGCAUACGACUUUAUCAAACGGUAUGCGGUCGUGCCUGACGAACAUUAUACAUGGAACGACACAAGCCUGCCAUUCCUCGAUUUGCAUGACCAGGAUGCAUUGGAGCCCGUCUUUGAGAAGACUCACUAUCAUGAUGUCUCUUUCACUGUGGCCCUGACACUCAUCAAGAUCCGCUUGAUGCAGGACUUGGACAGCCUUCAUGCGUUCGUGCUGAGGAACCCCGCCCAGAUCCUGCAGUUGUACAAAAAGGUCAAGGAAGAUAACCCGCAUUUCUGGCCGGGUGUCCUGAACCCAAACCUCUAUGCUUACGAUGUGCCGUCCAUGUAUACUCCUGGAUCGCGAGAGGAGGCUGUGUUGAUCUUUCGCCAGUCGUGGUACUCGUGGUCGGAAACCCAACCCGCUGUACAGUACAUUAGGAGUAUUAUAACCAACGAUAUGUGA